AUGGAGUGGAAACUGAAACCCGAGCUCGAACCUCCAGUUGAUCUCUUUAAUGGGAACAUUGUCUCACCUCUUGAGGAUAUGUCGUUCAUAGGUCAAGCCCCAAAUUUCAUCCCCACAGGUGACAUCAUUCAGCAAAGUAUAACACCCAUCCCAGACAAUAAUAGUAGUGAUUCUUCUAAAGACCAGGUAGUGAACAAGAAAAAGGAACAAAACAGAGCGGCCCAAAGAGCUUUUCGUCAACGUAAAGAGGCAAAAAUUCAAGAACUUACAGAACUUCUAAACCAGUCCAAGAAAGAAAAUUACUCUUUGAAGUUGCAGCUCGAUCAACUGAAACAGAGCCUGAAUCCACGGGAACCAAAAGAUUUGAAUUACGAAUUUCCGAGUACGAAAAAUGAGUUUAUACACACAUUGCUCAAAGAUAACACGAAACAUAAUUUAAGUGGAGCAGACGUUAAUGUCUCUAAAACGUACACCGACUGCGAUCAAGAACUGCUCACCAUUAGUGCCGUAUGGGACUAUUUAGACCAAAAAAGGUCUAAUAUAGAAGAAAAUAGUCAAGAGCUGGACAUUCAAAGUAUCGUUGAGUCUCUUAAAGGAAAUGAGAGAUGCCAUGGAUAUGGACCAGCUUAUCCCAAGUCGUUGAUCGAUGAAUUGGUUUGUCAAUAUACAUAUGAUUCUUGA
Molecule: messenger RNA, 681 nt
Organism: Komagataella phaffii GS115
Lineage: Eukaryota; Fungi; Ascomycota; Pichiomycetes; Pichiales; Pichiaceae
Product: transcription factor
Exons: 1
Coding region: 1-681 (226 amino acids)
Cellular component (GO): RNA polymerase II transcription regulator complex
Molecular function (GO): DNA-binding transcription activator activity, RNA polymerase II-specific; transcription cis-regulatory region binding
Source: RefSeq, a predicted model, not a curated record